Messenger RNA from Fusarium oxysporum Fo47, 558 nucleotides. RefSeq lists its product as uncharacterized. NCBI's taxonomy places the organism in Eukaryota, Fungi, Ascomycota, Sordariomycetes, Hypocreales, Nectriaceae. The transcript has a single exon. The record is from RefSeq and is a predicted model, not a curated record. The coding region runs from base 1 to 558 and encodes 185 amino acids.
AUGUCUUUGGAGAGAUUCGAAUUCGACCGCACAAGUAUCAGUGCUUGGAUCAAGUGGGUGCUUAGUGACCCUAAGGGAUACAGUUCCCAAUGCUUCAUGAAACUCGACCAAAACAUCUUCCCGUUCAACAACUUCGAGGUCGAUUCUUUCACAAGAGCCCCAGUCUUUAAACCCCGUCAAAGCUGUCUCAUUUAUGUCACACCGCUGUCUGCAGCAGCAUACCUAAGAGACGAAGAGGCUGUCAAACGUGUGUCAAAAUCCCCUGAUCCUCACGAAUCCAAUGAGCGCAUUAGCCCUCUCUCACUAGCCUAUCUUGAAGGACUCUCCAGCAUUAUCCAACUUCUUGCUAAGAGGAAUGAAACUGGCAAUCCCUUGAAUACAGUGCAUAUUGCUGCGAGAACGGGCCAGGGCCAUUACAUCUGCCACCUCUAUCAGAAAUUCCGUUUCAAGCAAGGCAUCAAUGAUGUGGAUUCAGUCCCGCCCGCCAUUCACGCACUGUACCUAGACGACGAUGAACAAAUAAAAGAGAUUUUUUUUAGAGCUUCUCGAUCUGGAUAA